CUACAGUGAUACCGAACGACAAGCGCUCUCGUCAGAACAUCUAAACCCACAGCACCAAGAUGAAGUUCGUAGUUCUCGUGCUCUGCUUCCUGUGUGUGUCGCUUUCACAAGCACAAUGGUUCAAAGCUAAGGUACGAAUCGGACGUGACGACACAGAUGGGGCGAGCAACGUCUUUGCUCGUGUGGAAGACGUCCUUAAUACAACAUCCGGCGGAAUUGUAGGAGUUGAUCUUGCUGAUGCAGCUAAAGAAAUUGCAUCAAUGGCAGACAGUAUAAAAGAAGACGUCUCGAGUGAAGACGUUGAUAAAAUUAUAUCAGAAGUAUCCGCAUCAUUCAAUGGAGUUUCGGCUGUAUCCGCGCUUUUUGAUGACGACUUAACCUACGAGUCACGUGUUCUGCAAGCGGCGCUAGCACUCUGGGACGGUCUAGUGAAAAGGGGAAGAGAACUCAAAGGUGAAGGUAAACCUGUAGAUGCUGUUCUGGCUGCCAUUAGUAAAACAGCUGGAGCUAUUCACCCUCUAGUAGAGGACAUUGCUGAGCGUAUCACCUACCAAGAAAAUAGCUCUGAAGGGCUAACAACUGAAUCACCAACUGAGGAAACUGUCACAGGAGCUCCCAAAAAACGAUGUAUCAGGUUCUGUAUUAUAUGGCUGAGGGUGGGUGUCUGUGCAAGAUGGAGUUUGUGUGGGUAAAUGCUUUCAAGACGGAAAAACAAUUCAUCGUGCCUGCUUUUGGAGUUAGUCAGAAAUCCUAACGUGUUUAAAAAUAUUGAACUUUCUUGAUUUG
Molecule: messenger RNA, 786 nt
Organism: Physella acuta
Lineage: Eukaryota; Metazoa; Mollusca; Gastropoda; Physidae
Source: RefSeq, a predicted model, not a curated record